GUUUCUGACAGCCUGACUUCAAUUAUGGCCACAGAAGGCAAUCAGGUUCCCCUGCGUCAGAAGCCGAGGAAGAAAACUCAAGGAUUUUUCACCAUGAGUCGGAGGAGGAUAUCCUGCAAAGAUCUGGGCCACGCUGACUGCCAGGGUUGGCUGUACAAGAAAAAGGAAAAGGGGACUUUCCUAAGCACCAAAUGGAAAAAGUUCUGGGUGGUGCUGAAGGGGUCAUCGCUGUACUGGUAUAGCAAUCAAAUGGCAGAUAAAGCUGAUGGAUUUGUCAACCUGCCAGAUUUCACAGUGGAAAGAGCCUCUGAAUGCAAGAAAAAACAUGCAUUUAAGAUCAACCACCCACAGAUCAAAGCCUUCUACUUUGCAGCAGAGAAUUUGCAGGAAAUGAAUGUGUGGUUAAACAAACUUGGGUUUGCAGUCAUCCAUCAGGAAUCCACUACAAAGGAUGAAGAAUGUUACAGUGAGAGUGAGCAGGAAGAUCCUGAAAUAGCUGUGGAGACGCCACCCCCUCCGUACGCUUCUGCCACUUCCUCUCCUGUGGGACGUGUAGAUACUGCCCGGCGGGCGUCUUCCUCUUCACCUCGACUGAGAGAUUCGUCAUGCUCUUUCUCCUCUCUGGAAAACACCGUAAAGGCACCCAGCCGGGCUUCUUCCUCGGGAUCUAAAGAAAGACAGUCCUGGCUCGACAUGGUGAACAGCACGCCUGUGGCUGAAGAUGUGGGGCAGCCCCUGACAUUUACUGUACAGGUCCACACACCUGCAUCCUCAGAGGCAAGCAAUUGCCGGGCCCCAGAAAACAGCUCCGUCAUUUCGGAAAGCGGGUUUUUGAACUCUUUAUCUAGCGAUGACACCUCUUCGUUGAGCAGCAAUCAAGACCAUCUGACAUCUGACAGAGCUGCUGGAUCAAGGAUGAUGGACAGAGAAGAAAUAAAAGUAUCUGAGGAUGAUGAGAUGGAGAAACUCUACAAAUCAUUGGAGCAAGCUAGUCUGUCUCCUCUCGGGGACCGGCGACCUUCAACCAAGAAGGAGCUGAGAAAGUCUUUUGUGAAGCGGUGCAAGAACCCAUCCAUAAAUGAGAAGCUUCACAAGAUCAGGACCCUGAACAGCACGUUAAAGUGCAAAGAACACGAUCUGGCCAUGAUCAACCAACUGCUGGAUGAUCCAAAGCUGACUGCCAGGAAGUACAGAGAGUGGAAGGUCAUGAACACCCUGCUGAUCCAGGACAUCUAUCAUCAGCAGCAGAUGACUACCUCAGGACUCAGGCAUUGUGCUCAUGAACAGAAGAGCCUCAGCAGCAGAGACAGAGGCUACCAUGCAUGUCCCCAAGCAUGCCCAUGUUAGCUGGGGCUGAAAACUACUGAAGCUGCUGAACCUUGUCUGCAUGUAACAAUUACAAAACAUCAGAGUGCCAAUAA
Molecule: messenger RNA, 1421 nt
Organism: Peromyscus eremicus (cactus mouse)
Lineage: Eukaryota; Metazoa; Chordata; Mammalia; Rodentia; Cricetidae
Gene: Ipcef1
Product: interaction protein for cytohesin exchange factors 1
Source: RefSeq, a predicted model, not a curated record